CGUGCUGAGCAACACACACGCACACGCACACGCGAACGCGCAGCAGGCUGCCAGGAGCCACUGAGACACGCACACGGGCCGAGCCUCGGGAUGCAGCCACAAGAAGGAGCUCAUGAACAUGUUUGCAGUAAACGCAUUUUUCGUCAUCAGUGGUGUGUUUUUUUUUCAUUUUUUUUUUCAUGAUUACAGGAUUUGAGUCACGAGCCACGCGCGCGCAUUCCUCAGCAGGCUUUUGCGCAUCUCCGAUAGCAGAUCGUCCCGUGCUCUCGUGCGCCGGAGCGUGGUUUUUAAUCCGCCUGCCCAGCAGGGAGCUCUGCGCGGACAUGCUCCAGCGGCGACACGCCACGCGUUUAUUCUGAGAUACUUUCAGUAUUUUUUCAACAUCCCAAAGAUGGAGCAACGGCUCCCCAAACCAGAGGGCAAGAACAUGGACGCGUGUCUGAGGCGACUGAAGCAGGAGCUGCUGUGCAUGAAAGAAGCCGGCGAUGGCCUCCACGCUCAGAUGAAUUCGAUGAUGGGAGCCCUCCAGGAACUCAAGCUCCUUCAGGUCCAGACAGCGCUUGAAAACCUCGACAUUUCAGGUCGUCCCGUCAACCGGCGACUCCCGCAUCCGCCUCCUCCCGAAGCGCCGGCCGCAGCGGCUCCCACCCCGCUCGAGGAUCGGGGGUCCAGCUUCAGACGGAGCGCGCCGGGGGAGCGCAGCCCCAGCCCGAUGCAGAGCGCAAGUCCGUCCCCGGGGAGCGGAGGCGCCUCCCCGCCUCGGAACAGAGGCAGCACGGGAACCUCGUCCUCCUCGGCGUCCAGCCUCGAGAGCGAGAGCGGGGGACGUGGCGCGAGGAGCGAGAAUGACCUCGAGUCCAUGCCCAAGAGGUGGUCGGGCUACUCCGCACCGCAGGUGGAUUUCUAUGGGCCGACGGUGGGAAACCCCCCGGUGGAGCCCCGCGCUCGGCCGCAGGCUCCCCGCCGGGCGCAGGCGGCGGACCUGCCGGGGAUCCUGUACAGCCUCUCCAGAGAAGGCCCUUCGUUGGACAGCGACUACUCCCAGGACAGCGCCGAUGACGCCAGCGACUGGACUUCCUCGCUCAUGAGCCGCAGCCGCAACCGCCAGCCCCUGGUGCUGGGCGACAACGUCUUCGCCGACCUGGUGGGCAACUGGCUGGACCUGCCCGAAGCGGAGAGGGAGGAGGGCGGAGGGGAGGAGGCGGGGAGGAGAGCAGAGGACGGAGGGGCGGACCGGCCGGACACGCCGGCUCACCCGCUGCGCCUCAGCCGCUCGCAGGAGAUCUGCAAGAAGUUCUCCCUGACCACAAACAUCUUCAAGAAGUUCCUGCGCGGCGUCCGGCCCGACAGGGACAAGCUGCUGAAGGAGAGGCCCGGCUGGAUGGCUCCCGAGCUGCCGGAGGGAGACCUCUUCAAAAGGCCAAAGAAGGGGGCCCUCAAAAGGCCAAAGAAGGGGGCCCCCAAAAGUUCGAGAGGCAGCUUCUACCUGCCUUUCUGGGCGAACGGACAGCAGGGCAAAGGCAGGUCGUGUUGCUAUCUAGCAGAGGACGAGAAGAACCAACAGCACCACUUCCCCCGGUUCCACCAGCAGCCGUUGGCCGGGAUGUAUUUGGACAGGAGACAGCCAGAGAAAAUGCAGCCCUUGUUUGACUACAACACAGCUGUGUGGGUCUGACAGACUGCCAGUGAUGCCAAACCGAGUGAGCGACAGGUGCCGGUGGGCUUUUGGGGGGGGUUUACAGUUGUCUUCCGAAAAUGAACCGAUGAACUUGAGAACCCACAACGAGAUGAUCAAGACAAGAUGCUGUCUGACAAUCCUAAAAACCCAUAUCUUGUUUGAUGCGUGUGUCUGCGUGGGUGAGUGUCUGCUGGAGAGUUAGUUUAGAGACUUUUUUAAAAGACUUAUGCUGCAAGUUUUGUAUUGUUCACCUUUCAUCUCUUACGUGUGUUUGUGUGUGUGUGUGUGUGUGUGUGUGUGUGCGCACGUAUGACUGGUUUCUAUCGAUGUCCCAAAAGACCGGACAUCUCUCACAGAAUGUUUCCAUCAUUGCGGAUCUUUAUAAAUAAUCCACGGACAUUUCACUGCUGCGCUGCAGGACUCUAUAUCUCACUUAUUUGCAUCUAUGAAUAGAAACACCAACUGUUGGAUUGCAUGGUUGAAGUUUUUAUAAGCCAUGCUGCAAACAGCCGUUACUGAACGCACUGCCACCCAACACGGCCAUAAGCUCACUUCUGUUUCCCGCCGGCCCCGGCGCUGUGGAAGCCCAUCUCACUCACUUUGCUCAGGGAAGGAGACACUUCACCGCAUUCAAAUGGGUUUCAAACAGAGUUCAGAGAAGCCUCUUCACUUCGUCACAGCAAUGCCGUGCACGUCUAGCGCAGGAGAUUGCACAUUCAACUUUUGAGAUUUCGAACCAAGCGAUCAGCCACGUCUGGCCCGUAGCCGUGUUGGAGAGCGCUUGUUUUUCUUCUCCGUCAUGCCGACACGGCACGCGUCGGGUCAACUGUCGGCCCACAGAAAAGGGGGUAAAGAUGGCACUGACUGACGGCCAUCUGGUAGUUAUGUAAAGCUCCACAACGUCCAAAAGCCGGCCUGUCCAAUCUCAAGGCUUUGAGCACGAGCUGAAUUAUCACCAUUAUGUUAAAUACUGUGUGAGUACAUUCACAGCGCUGUAACAGGGACAUUGUACAUGUUUAUCAUUCACCAAACAGCAGCAAUAACAAACAUUGCCUCUAACGUCAAAUCGCAGGAUUUUGAUAAUUCUGCACAAAUAAUUCUGUCACAGAAACAUUGAAACCCUCAGCAACGUCAUGUAUGUGUUCAAACAGCAACCUGAUCAAUUCAUCUUAUGCUGUUGUAUCAUAAUGAACAGUUCCAAUGUUGGUUGGUUUGUUUUACUUCAUGCAGCAUCGUAACAAUAAAACAAAACAAAAAAACAAAGCUUUCUUCACAAACUGACAUAAAUGUCAGGAUUCCCUCAGGACGGGACGCUCAAACUCAAAAUGCUUUGUUUCUAUAGAGGACCACUGUUAUGCAAGGACAAUCCCACACGCUAACUUGUUGCUAUUGUGAAAGACAAACGGUUCAUUUCACUCAGUUUUAACUGGGAUCCCCGAACCAAUCAACUCAGCCAGCAGGGAUUAGGCCUUUAGGUCUUUGAGUGUCUUGGCGAGUCGAUCCAUAUGGUGUUGUCUCAGUAUUCAGGUCAAUACAUACUGUACAUUAAGAUGGUCAAACACACACACAGACACACACACACACAGGCAGAAGUUUCUGCUGAGUUUCAUGCAUUAUGUGUAUGUAGAUGUUUGAUUUAUUUCUUCCUAUUUACAGUGUAAUUACCAAGUGUAAUUUUUCUGCACUAUUGAUAUUUCUUCAUCGGGGUUCUGCGAACCUUCAGUAGUGAUUCUGUGCCGUGUGAGUCUUUGUAAAUUAAAUAUGUUUUCAUGAAGAAAUGUUA
Molecule: messenger RNA, 3461 nt
Organism: Pungitius pungitius (ninespine stickleback)
Lineage: Eukaryota; Metazoa; Chordata; Actinopteri; Perciformes; Gasterosteidae
Gene: inka2
Product: inka box actin regulator 2
Exons: 2
Coding region: 392-1675 (427 amino acids)
Cellular component (GO): nucleus
Molecular function (GO): protein kinase binding; protein serine/threonine kinase inhibitor activity
Source: RefSeq, a predicted model, not a curated record